AUGGCUAUAUAGGACAAUGGAUCCAACCGGGACAGCGCAAUUCAUCCGGAAAACGAUUCUCGCUGUUGUAGUUUGGCGUGCUAUAAUACACCGGCUUGUCUGAUUUCUCAGAGCCCGGCAUGCCAACCCGAGACGCAGUUCAUGGUUAACAAAACAGACUUCUGCUUGAAAGGGAACACGUUCAAAUUUUCAAUCACCCCGGAGUUCGGGUUUUACAACGGGACCGUACAGUGUCACAUGCGACGUGCUCGAACUGGGUCGUGGACGCGUUUGGAUUAUGUGCUGGAUUUUAUGAAUACCGUUGUGGGCGCAAAGCGGUGGGCCUACGGUGCCAGUGUACCCGAAUGGACUAUCGCACAUUCCACCCAGAUCAAUGGAGAUUCUCGAACCAGUAUCACAUUAGCUGAGGGUUUGCAUAUGGACGUGGAGCAUUCAUCCUUCUUGAAUGGAAUAAAUCGUACAGAAAGCCAUGCGUCAGGCGAAGAGAAACACUCAACUGACGAAGACCGAAUGCAAGAAGCGAUUCUGGUGGCCACGUAUCAAAACAAAUCAAAUUCUUACGACUACGUUAUUUACCCGUUGAAAUCCUUGGAACGCGGAGAGUACGGAUCCCCCUCGGAGCAUCGUCCUCUUAUCGAUCGACCGAUCCACAGUGACAACGCGUUUACCACAGUGCAAACUGUUCGUCCACAUAUUUACAAUACGGCUACCUGGCGCAGAGCUGGCUGUGACCUGAACAUAUCCCAUUUUGUUCGACCCCAACGAAUCUAUCGAAGCAAUGAGGGCCGAUCGAUUGAUCUGUUGCCUCUUCAGCACUCGUUUGUGUCACGUUCGGGCAAACUCAUUCCAGCGGGACUGGAAAGGGAACGCGAUAUGAGUAAACCUUAUCGGUUUGCUUUGCACGAGAAAAAUGUCGAUUGGCCGCGUGUGACUAUGCGCAUGUUCGGUAAUCGCUCACUGAUACGUGAAUCGUUCUGCGGAAAACCCGGUCUGGCUCGACAUCGGUUGGUCCUGCUCAAGCAAGACGACGCACGCAGUGGAAAGUCGGUUCUUCAACCGGUAUUCAAAGCUAAACUUCACGCGGAACAUUUAACCGGACGGGAAAGAAAAUUCAUUUUGCAAAUCACAGGCCCAGUCCGUUCGGGUUCCGAGUCACCUGUAAUCAAAUUAGGUCCGGGUGAUCUCACGGAAUUCCCUAGUGCGGCAAUCCUGUGUUCCGCUCCCUAG
This is a messenger RNA of Echinostoma caproni, 1227 nucleotides long. The record is from the annotation of a GenBank genome assembly. NCBI's taxonomy places the organism in Eukaryota, Metazoa, Platyhelminthes, Trematoda, Plagiorchiida, Echinostomatidae.